AUGGACAACAGGUUCCGGAACUUGGACUUUCCCGCUGCUCAUCCUUCAAAUGCAUUCAAGAUCAUGCAAUUUGGAGGAGUCAUUGGAGCUACCGAUUCUAGGGCCGAUACAGUUUUACGGCUCGAUUCCCUUGGUUCCGCUGCACCAUCUGUGCCACCCGCGAAGGGGAUGAAGCGGAAAUGGAGUUUAGUCAAUGGAUCAAUGGAUCAACAAAUUUUUGGCUCUUCAUUGUCUCUUGGGUUGGGCCGCUCAUCAAGUUCAUCAGAUAGCAAAGGAAGUUCUCUCAUGGGCUGCACUACAAUGUCAUCCGCCAAAGAAACCGACGAAGAGUCUUCCAUGGAUCUCGAGCUGGAUUUCUCCCUCCAUCUUGGCAAUGAAAAGACACUCAAUCCAAAGAAGGCUCUCACUUCACGUGGUAAAGCUUUGGAAUCCUUGUCCAAAGUUGACCUUGAAUUGAGUUUGUCAACCGGACCUGCAGAAUCUGAGAUAACAAGUCUCCAUGUUGUUUCACAUCAUCACAAAAGUCCCCAUGCUGGUUCUACUUCGAUUGAGUUUCCCAAAGAAGUACCUCUUAUGGCUGGUGGGCCUUUCAGUUUUGGGCCCCAAUUGGUUCCAUUACAGAUUCCUUGCAACGAAGAUGGGGGAUUCCUUCUCAACAAAGUUCAUCAACCUAUCAUCCCCAUAAUUCCAGUUCCUUCAUCAAGUGUGGUAACACCAAAUGGCUCAGUCACUUCUACUUCUGGGAUUUCUCAGCGGUCUUUGCGUGGCUCGGGUUCUAAAACUUGUCAAAUUGAAGGAUGUGAGAAGGGGGCUAGAGGUGCUUCCGGCCGGUGCAUAUCCCAUGGUGGUGGUCGGAGGUGUCAGAAACAGGGAUGUCAUAAGGGAGCUGAGGGACGCACCGUGUACUGCAAGGCCCACGGUGGCGGUCGACGAUGUGAGUUCCUCGGAUGUACCAAAAGUGCAGAAGGCCGCACCGACUUUUGUAUCGCUCAUGGGGGCGGUCGGAGAUGUAGUCAUGAUGGUUGCAGUCGUGCUGCUAGAGGUAAAUCUGGGCUUUGCAUCCGUCAUGGUGGUGGGAAAAGAUGUCAGAAAGAGAAUUGCACAAAAUCUGCUGAAGGUCUUUCAGGUCUUUGCAUCUCUCAUGGAGGUGGUCGACGAUGUCAAGCACCUGAUUGUACUAAGGGAGCUCAAGGAAGCACAAUGUUCUGCAAAGCACAUGGAGGAGGGAAGAGAUGCACAGCUGUAGGGUGCACUAAGGGAGCCGAGGGCAGCACACCUUUUUGCAAAGGUCAUGGGGGAGGGAAAAGGUGUGCUUUUCAAGGUGGCGGGAUUUGUACAAAGAGUGUCCAUGGUGGGACCAACUUUUGUGUCGCGCAUGGAGGAGGGAAAAGGUGUGCAGUUCCUGAGUGCACAAAGAGUGCAAGAGGAAGGACAGAUUAUUGUGUUCGUCAUGGUGGUGGGAAGAGGUGCAAGUUCGAAGGGUGUGGAAAGAGUGCGCAAGGAAGCACUGAUUUCUGCAAGGCGCAUGGUGGAGGAAAGAGGUGCUCGUGGGGCCAUCCUGGUUCGGGUAAUGUGGGCGAUGGUGGUGCUUGCAACUCUUUCGCCAGGGGCAAAACUGGUCUUUGUGUUCUUCACAGUGGAUUGGUGCAGGACAAGAGAGUUCAUGGGGGUAUCACCUUGGGUACCAUGGUCCAAGAGGAUCCAAAAGCUCACAAGAGUGGUAAGAUGAAGGAAGUUGUAAUGACUCAUGAGGAUAUGGUUUUAGAUGUGGGAAAGAUGGGAGUUACUGCUAAUGUCUCUUCAGAAGAUGGAACCAGCUCAGAGUUUGAAGAAUCUGGAGGGGAAGCAGACCAUUCAACCACACCAUCAUCUGCAACAGAAGGCAGGGUCCAUGGCGGUAGUUUGAUGGCAAUGCUGCAAACCGGUUCUUCUGGUGCUAGCUCGAGCGGCAACCGCCAGCUUGAGCAGAGUAUGUCUUGCUCGGUACCUAUCAAGUGGAUGUGA
Molecule: messenger RNA, 2004 nt
Organism: Linum tenue
Lineage: Eukaryota; Viridiplantae; Streptophyta; Magnoliopsida; Malpighiales; Linaceae
Source: the annotation of a GenBank genome assembly